This is a messenger RNA of Myiozetetes cayanensis, 1119 nucleotides long. RefSeq names its product 2-acylglycerol O-acyltransferase 3-like. Gene Ontology annotation, cellular component: endoplasmic reticulum membrane. Gene Ontology annotation, biological process: triglyceride biosynthetic process. Lineage: Eukaryota; Metazoa; Chordata; Aves; Passeriformes; Tyrannidae. Gene Ontology annotation, molecular function: diacylglycerol O-acyltransferase activity. The record is from RefSeq and is a predicted model, not a curated record.
UCUCUACGUUUGGGGCAAAUUUGGGUGGUUUUGGGUGCUGGGGGUCCCUCGGAAGAUUUUGGGGUUCUCCAAGGGGGGGUCCCCCCUUUCUGUCCCCCCCCGUCCCCCUCCAAACACACCCCGGGGUUUUUCCUCCGCCCCGAGAGGACAAAGUUCGGCCCCGCCCGGAACGAGGAACCCGUGGCAGGAUGGGGGGGUCGUUGCAGGGGUGGGUUCGGGCGCUCAGUGUCCUGCAGUUGAUGUUGACCUUCCUCUUCCUCGGCCCGGCGUCGGUGCUGCUGCUGCUGUGGCUGCUCCGGACGCGCUUUUGGCUCCUCCCGGUCACCUACGCGGGGUGGUGGCUCUGGGACUGGGACGGCCCCGAGAGGGGGCCCCGGCACUGGGAUUGGGUUCGGAACUGGCGGAUUUGGGACCAUUUCUGUGACUAUUUCCCGUCCCAGGUGGUGCGCGAGGCCGCGCUGCCCCCCGGCCGCAGUUACGUGCUGGCCGCCCACCCCCACGACGCCUGCAUCGGGGUCUUCGGCGCCUUCGUCACGGGGGCCGGGAGCCACGGCGCCCCCGGGCCCAAUGGGGGGGGGCCCUGCCCGGGGCUGCAGCCCUGCCUGGCGGCCCUGGCGGGGCUGUUCCGGCUGCCCCUGUACCGGGAGUACGCCCUGGCUGCUGGGCUGUGCCCGGUGAGCCGGCGCUGCCUGGACGCGGUGCUGGCGCGGGGGUCGCAGGCGCUGCUGAUCAGUGGGGGCGCGGCCGAGGCGCUCGAGGGGACCCCGGGCUGUCACCGCGUCACCCUCCGGCACCGCCGCGGCUCCGUGCGCCUGGCCCUGCGCCACGGCUCCCCCCUGGUGCCCGUGUACGUUUUUGGGGAGCAGGACACGUUCCGGCAGCCCCCCCUCUCCGAGGGCUCGUGGCUGCGGCGGCUCCAGCGGGGGCUGAAGAGGAUUUUGGGGUUCGCCCCCUGCAUCUUUUGGGGCCGGGGGGGGCUCCCCUUCCUGCCCUUCGCGGUGCCCCUCACCGUGGUGGGUCGCCCACUACCACGAGCUCUACGUGGAGCGGCUCCAGCGGCUCUUCGAGAGGCACAAGGAGGCCUGUGGGGUCCCCCGACACCCACCUGACCAUCGUCUG